Messenger RNA from Lachancea mirantina, 3666 nucleotides. NCBI's taxonomy places the organism in Eukaryota, Fungi, Ascomycota, Saccharomycetes, Saccharomycetales, Saccharomycetaceae. The record is from the annotation of a GenBank genome assembly.
AUGGAUGCAAAUGGGGCUUCACAGGUCGUUGGAGCUCUUGAAGUGAUUUACGAUGUGAAUUCGGCUAAUUCGCGGCGCCUGGAAGCUCAGAAAUUUCUCGAUCAAGUAAAAUCGCGAGAGGAGGCACCUCUUUGGGGAUAUGAGAUCGCACACAACAAUUCUACGAACUAUAUUCUCAAGCAUUUUGGACUAGGAUUGAUUGCACAUGCCAUCAAGCAUAAUUGGUCUGAUUACACCGAGGAUCGACGUGUGGCCGUGAGAAAAUGGGUUGUCGAGCUGAACUAUGACGUUCAGCCGGAUGAUCCCCGGUAUAUCAAAGCGAAACUCGCAUUUUUGUGGGUUGAAGUCGCGAAACGUGUGUGGGGAGAAAUGCUGAGAGAAGACAAUGUGUCGGAAGCCGGGUUGCUCAAUUCCUGGGCAGACAUGGAUGCCAACCUUGUUCAACUUUGGCAAAUGAACGAAGCCUCUCGUGAACUCACUCUGAUCAUUUUCCGCACGCUUUUCGAAGACGUGUUUUUGCUUGAGGAUAUGACAGUUUUGAAACGGAUAUCUGUGAUCCAACCCCUAUGUGUGAUGAUCGUUAGCCCGAUAGACGUUUUUUCGGCACGCUAUAAAUUCACUGAAAAGUGGACUAUGUUCAAGGCCAACCCUGACGGUUGGUUCAGCCAAUGGAUCAGUGAAUUGAGAUCAGCUCUCAAAAAUGGCAACGCUGUCUAUGUCACCAGACUUUUAGAAACUUUGAAGACAUCUCUCAACUGGCCGCUCAGUGAAAUCAUGAUUACCAAUGAUGUCUCGACCUUGCUACUAGAGUGCCUUCUCAGUGACAUUCCUAAGGCCCAGUCAAUGGCUUUAGACUCUUUGCAUAUCCUCUUAACGCGUCCUUACAACGAGGAUUCACAUUAUCAGUCAGUUAUCAAUACAGUCUUCAGUAGCAUGCCUCUGCUGAACAAAGUUUACGACAGUCUACAGUUCGAUCCCAGCGAGGUUGACGAAACAAAAUACCCUAUUGUAAAGAAAUUUGUCGACAUGAUCAGCUGCCUCUACACAUGUGUUUUCAAAAUAGAUAACACAGAUGGUCAAAUUGAGCAGUAUUUGAGGCUAGUGCUAAGGACUACCUCUAACCCCAGUUUAAUAGUUAGUGGAUUAACUUUAGACCUUUGGUGCUCUUGUCUAAGAAAUGACGAUUUUCUACCGCUACUAGAGAAAUUUGUAAUACCGGAAUUGCUCCAAUUCUCGGCUGAUGCUCUGGUAUACUAUGAACAGAUCGAUAAUCAUGUCUCCAAAAAUUUCGCCGAGAGCGAUUUUCAGUCGAAUUCGGAAUUCCAAUCUUUUUGUUCCACCUACAGAAAAAGAAUUCGAGACAUAAUAAGGCUAAUUUCUUGCGUUCAAAUCGAUUUCGCAUACGAUUGGCUCAAUAUUCGAUUGAACACGUUUUUUGGAUCCUCCUAUGGACAAGAGGUUUUGAAAUCUUCAUUUUUGGAUCACAAGAGCGAACCAUAUUUGAGCGCCUUGUCACACUUGAUGGUCGUGGAAUGUUUCAUCAAUGGGUGCAUACGUUGGAAAAUAUGGUUUCCUGAAAGCUCGGCCUACGACACUAAAUUAAACGAAAUCUUAACCAAACUUGAAACUUUGUCCGAUCAACUUAUCGCUUUAAACUUGCGAGAACCACUGCUGUUGAAGAAGCAGAUUCAAAACUUCGCAUUAUUUUUGACGAUGUUGAAAGAUAACGUCUUACUGAAGUUGCUUGAGAAAAUCAUCACAAGCGCUACUUUAGAAUACCCUGAAGUGGAUUUAGAAGACAAAAAUGAGCAAUCAGACUCGGUCAGAGAUCUGCGUUAUGCAUGUGGCAUUGAGCUCAACAGAAUGGCGAUUUUGAUGCCUGAUUCUUUGAGCAAAAUUUACGACGAUUUAAAAAAUGUGGUGGGAAGCAUCAUGCCAAGACUUUCCUAUCACGAAAGCAUUUCUUUCAAGUCAUUCCUUUUAACAAUUGUUUUGAAGUCAUCGUUAGAUGAGAAGGAGGCCAAUUUUGCGGCUUUAGUAGAUCCAGAACUUGCUGCGUGGUCAAACAAAGAUACUGUAGUGGGUUUAACAGAUUUGCCUUGGUUUAUGGAAAGGUUGGGAAUUGUUCAAAUCGCAGAGUAUUUCCAAAAACGGGAUAUACACGCUGAUAGCGAUCUUUUGAGUAUCCAAAUAGACGACGAAGGAAAAGCCUUGAAAAAUGAGCUUGCCAAGCGUUGGCAGACUUUAUUCCCUGUGCGCGCUACGAGGAUGUUUGUUCACUACUCCAUGCAAAGCAUUAAAUCCGAGAAAGAGUUUGAGAUGCUUCAAACACUUUGGAAGCCCAGAAUUGUACCCAUUUUACCUUACAUUUUGAGAUUGUUGUACCAAUUGCAGUCAUAUCACGACUCCGAUAAUUGGAAAGAGCUUCCAGUAGUAGUUCAAUCCUUUGUCAAAUGCUCCACUAUCGAGCGAUUCUGGGAAGCAGGUGCUUCUAAUAAAUCUAAGGAUGAGUUUAUUGAUGAGCAUAUGAAGGCGAUGCAAACUGUACGUGAUUUCGCAGAUUCUGUCGGCCACAUUGUAAGAUAUACCCGGGAGUAUGUUUUAUUGGUUCUAAGUGCUAUCUCUAGUCUUGGAAGCAUCCUGUAUGACAUCAAAGAGUUUCCCGAACUAAUUAUAGGGUCUAUUGCCAUUUUCAAGCCCGGAACUGAAGAUAUAAGUCCCGGAGUCUCGGCACACGGAUGGAAACAUAUCAUUAAUGUGGCCAUUAGACCUCUUUUGAAAAAUUGUCCGGAGUCCUCUGCAGCUACGUUUAUGCCUGCAUUUUUGCCUCGACUUUUCGAGACUUUGGACAUCAUAUUAUGCAAGCGAUGGGCCGUUUACAUGAACAAUAUAGACGUCAAUCCCCCUCCCACAGACGAAGAUGAGAUGACCGAAGAAAUCCUAGAAGAGAAUCUUUUGAGGCAACUGACCACCGUAGUUGUACGUCUUCUCAUCGAUUGCAUAGGCCAAGUUAGCGGGAGUUCGCAAGCUUCGAAUAUGAAGCUGACCUCGCAUCAAAUAAAGAUGAGAAAGAUGAUCUUUGGCGACAUUAAUAUUUUGGCACCAUUUUUAAAACUUUUGAAUCAUCUAAUGUCCUUCAGAGACAGCAAGUGCUCAUUCAAUUCCAUUUUGGUCAUGAAGAGUUGCCUUGCAGACACUCUAAUCAAACAUGAGAAAGUUGACGAGUUCUUCACCGUGGAUGUCAUGCCUAAUCUACUUUUCAAUAUUUUAAGCCAAAGCGCUUUCAAAGAUUCCCUAUAUGAGGGUCUUUAUGUGUUCACCGUCAUUUUUUUGACACUUUGCAAAGAAUACAAGACUUCCAGAGACUAUCUAUACCAAUUAUCUCAUGGGUUCGAUGUGGAAUCACUUUACGAAAAUGUGAGAAACGUCGAGAGUUACAAGAAUCAAAGAGCCUUGAUGAUAGAAUUCAUUGAUUGGAUCAAAACCGUUAAAGGCACCAAAGAUGAUCAUGAAGAUGAAGAUGACAGAAAGCAUCACGAAAGAAGACAAGCCGUUUUACGACGAGCAAAUGAGCGACUCAUUAGGAAAAACAAAGAUCAAGGCGACAUCUUAGAUGAUCCAAACACGGAGGACGGCGCUUUCGCAACCUUGUUCAAAAACGACUGA